Molecule: messenger RNA, 684 nt
Organism: Astrephomene gubernaculifera
Lineage: Eukaryota; Viridiplantae; Chlorophyta; Chlorophyceae; Chlamydomonadales; Astrephomenaceae
Source: the annotation of a GenBank genome assembly
CUGGAACGUGGCGGAGAAGUACCAGCCGAUCCGCUCGCUGCUGUCCGAGACCCGGCAGGCCCAGCCGCACUGGCUGGACCUGCUGUGCGGGCUGAGCGAGCUGAUGCUGAGCGACUACUGGGCAGCACGGCGGGAGGCCGAGUGGGCGGAGCUGCUGGCGGCGGAGGGGGCGGACCAAGCCGAGCGGGCCAUCGAGGCCUUCAUAGACCCCUCCCACGGCUGGCGGCGGCAGCUGCGGGAGCGCCUGGCGGACACACGGCGGAGACUGGCGCCGCAGAUGGAGCGCGUGCGGCAGCAGCGACGGCAGCAGGCGGCGGCGGCGGGGGGGCAGCAGCAGCAGGGGGCAGGGAAGAAGGCAUGAGCGGGAGGAGUGGGGUGUGUGGGUCCUUUCGCUAACGCCCCUGGUGCAUGUGGGUAUCGGGAGUUUUUUGGAACGACCCAGAAUCUUUAGGUACGACCCACGAGAUCCUUUCCUGUACCCCAACAGGGUGAGGCGCAUCUAACCCAAUGCUGCUCUGCUCCCCUGCGCGCAUGCUCCCCCGGACUCGACGCGGGUUGAAGACGUGUGCACGGUAGACGUGCUGCAUGGGGGGGGGGCGUGCAUGGCGGUGGGCUUGGUUGGGUGUGGGCCGGUGGGGUAAGGACUCUUGUCGGCAGCUGGCAGCGUUGGGGCGCGUUGGAGAG